Molecule: messenger RNA, 315 nt
Organism: Podospora pseudopauciseta
Lineage: Eukaryota; Fungi; Ascomycota; Sordariomycetes; Sordariales; Podosporaceae
Exons: 1
Coding region: 1-315 (104 amino acids)
Source: RefSeq, a predicted model, not a curated record
AUGAAGUACACCCUUUCUCUUGUUAGUCUCCUUGGCCUCUUUGCCACCCUCACCACAGCCCAGGAUAGCCCCGACAAAGGUGUAACGGCAACCCCAAGCAAUACCGGCUUCCAAGCCAGCGUCAGCGGCGGUGUCAGCUUCGACAUCAACCGCAAGAACAAGACCUUUGGCUUCAAUGAGGUCUUUGGAGACGACGAUUCGGAUUCUGAUGACGAGGAUGACCAGCCAAAGUCGGGGGCAAGCGAGAUGAUUGUGAGGAGUAGCGGACUCCUCGUUGCCGGUGUGAUAGUUGGGGCCGGUGCCAUUAUUCUCUAA